GUCAAAGUUUGGUUUCAAAAUCGCCGCACCAAGCACAAGCGCAUGCAACAGGAGGGCGAUAGUGACUCGAAAAGUCAGAAGGGCAGUCAGGCGGGCGAUAUGGAGGCGAGUAAAAACGAUAGUUCACAAAAUAGUUUCGAUGAUCAGGAGGAAGACGACGAGGAGGAGCUCAUCGAAGAGGACGAGGACGAAGUGAUCGAUAUGGAUGAUUAUGGCAGCGAAAUGGAUGCUGAAGAGCAUCAACGAUUACGCGAACAAUUUCAACAACAAUUGCAGCAACAUCACGAACAACUGCAACAGCAUAUGCAACAACAACAAGAACAACAACAACAACAACAGCAGCAGCAGCAGCAACAGCAGCAAGCACAAGCGCAUGUGCAACAGAUGCAGCGUGAACAGCGAGAGCUUAGGGAGCAGCAACAACAACAACAACAGCAACAACAUUUCAUGCAACAUCAGCU
This is a messenger RNA of Rhagoletis zephyria (snowberry fruit fly), 461 nucleotides long. Its product is annotated as ataxin-8-like. The record is from RefSeq and is a predicted model, not a curated record. Lineage: Eukaryota; Metazoa; Arthropoda; Insecta; Diptera; Tephritidae. Gene Ontology annotation, molecular function: DNA binding.